UCGUUGCAGUCGUCGCGUCUCCCUCUCAGUCCGCCCGUCCUACACUCCUACUCCUAUAUAGGAGUGCACACCAAUCAGCGGCUUCAUCCAUCGCCCAUCACAUCACCAGCAACCGCGUGAUCGCCAUGGCGGGGAGAAUGGAGGCCAGGAUCACCGCGCUGCUCUCGCUCCUCGCCGUCACCCUCCUCGCCCACGCGCUCCUCAUCCAGCCGCCGCGCGCCGCAGCCGUCUUCGCCGACCGCUUCCUCUCCGCGCUCCGGUUCGACGCCCGCCAGCUCGUCGGGCUCGUCAACCGGAGGAACAUGAUCCUCCUCUGCCACGCCAUCCUCCUCCUCAUCCUCAGGGACGCCGGCCUCCUCGCCGCUCCCGCUCGACGACGCAGCACCGCUACCACCACCGCGGUCGGUGGCGACAGUACCAGCUCCGAGGCUCAGCCCAAGCCAAAGAGCAUCGUCGAGAUGACGCGGACAAGUACUGCGACUGCUGCCGCGUCUUCAGACGUCAAGAACCAGACCGUCGCCGACGACAGUCGUCUCAAGCUUGUACGUCGACGAAGCCCUGGGCGGGACAAGACGGCGGCGCGAUUACGGCGCGGGAAGCCAUCUCCCAUGGCCAGAGAGAUCAUCGCUCCUGCGGUCGACAAACAGAGCUCUGAACGCCGCUUCUUCGAUCACAGUGGUGUUGGCACUGAGAUUGUUGCAGUGCAGGACAGGAUCUCCUGCCUGCACUCUGAAGAACCGGUCGCUGGUGACCAGACAAGCAGAGGAGAGAUGACGCGUCAGGAAACAGAGCCCGAGUGCGCUGACGACGUGGACGAGAUGAACAGGAAGUUCGAAGAGUUCAUCGCCACUACGAGGAGGAAGAUGCAGCUCGAGAGCCUGCAGCUGGUCACGGUGUAGAACAGAAUGCAGAGCAAGAAAUGAUGCAUACGUAGAGUGAAUAUGUCAAGCUGAUGGAAACGAUCGUGCUAGCUUUAGUACUUCAUGUGAAGUUCAUGUCUUUCUUCGUGUUGUCCCGCUUUUCUUCCGCGACAUUUCACUGAACCACCUUGGCAAUUCGGGCUAAAGAAGGCUCGACAAGCACAACAACGAAAUCACAACUCCUAAGUUCGAUCUA
Molecule: messenger RNA, 1116 nt
Organism: Lolium perenne
Lineage: Eukaryota; Viridiplantae; Streptophyta; Magnoliopsida; Poales; Poaceae
Source: RefSeq, a predicted model, not a curated record